CGAACAUCCAUUUCACAUCGACGAGACUGAACCAGGAACUACGGAAAAGAUUGUUCCGCUCUUUAAAUUAGUGAAAGAUGGGAAAAAAGGAUGCAAGUUCUGUCAAGCAGCCGGUCGAUCAGUACCGUAAACAGAUCGGAAAGCAGGAUUACAAGAAAACCAAGCCAGCAUUGCGAGCCACUCGACUGAAAGCGGAGGCGAAGAGGAGCGCUCCGGGAAUCAGGGACAUCAUAUUGGUUGUAGUGGCUGUUCUGGUCUUCCUCCUGGGUGUCUAUGCAUUCUUUUACCUCAACUUGAGCACCGAACUGAACUUGGACUCGGACAUGGACUAAAGAAUAUUUGUCACUCACUCAGCGCAGUUGAUUCUGGGAUGCUGAACUCAUGGGCACACAUAUGUCCGCCCACAGUUUCAUAGUAUUACAUACUGUAUCAUUCCUUUGCUUGAUUUCUUCUAUGCCUCAUAACCACCAAAGCUUAGACUGUGUAAAGAAAAAUGAGUCUUAACGUGCAUAGAAGCAUAAAGAGAGUUAAAAAAAAACAUUGUUUUUCCAUUAUUUAUUUUUUUACAUUUUAAUAAAGCUCCACCUGCCCCACAGUUUUCAGAUUUAAACAGCUAAUAUUUUUCCUUCUUUGGGAUCUUUUAGAUUUAGACAUUUCCAUUUUACAUUUGUAUAAUGGUGCAGAUGGAUUUAUGCUAUUCAAAUUGGAUGGACUUAUCUGCUUUAUGUUGUUUUAUUAUAACAAGGUAAUACAUUAUUUUAGUAUAUUUUUAAUUUGUAUAUUUUUUCCCCCUGAGAUUUUUGAGGGAACAUUUACAUUUUCUUUUAUUAUGUUUCCAAUCUACACAGUCGAGUAGGUGUGCAUUCCAUACCAUAAUCAUUUUCUUAUAGAUCUAGGCUUCUCAAUGCUGGAGAUUCGAGGUAAUAGUCAAUCUCUGAUCAUGUUGGUGUGUGCAAUGCUGAGAUUCUUCUUUCUCACUGUCAUAGCUCUACUCAUUAGCAUAUCAAAUACCGUAAACUUUGGUUACUGAAAGCCAAAAGAGCAACCAUGAAAGACACUGAAUAUUACCACCAGACCUUGAUGUACUCGCUGCUUUUAUGUGGGUGUAUGAUCUCCAGAGACAUAUUGAAAUGAUCAAUCAGUGUGAGGUGCUUUUUUUAAAUAUUAUUUAAAAAGAAGACAAAAAUACAGCCCUGCCUUGACAGUCAGUGCUUCCCUGUGUGUGUGUGUGUGUGUGUGUGUGUGUGUGUGUGUGUGUGUGUGUGUGUGUGUGUGUGUGUCAAGAGCGAGAGUUGUAGUGUGGAAAAUGAAAGACUGAGGCUGAUGACAUUCAAGGUUAAUUUACAUUCUCUUUGUAUAGCGUAUUGGAUCUCAUACCAUCACACAGCAAAGACUUAUUUCAUUCCAGUCCAUGAGACUUGUUUUAUCUUUCCCUGCAUGAGGUAUAUGUCUCUAACUCAGGACAAUUGCUUCGCUGCUCAACCCUUAUUUUCCUGGGACGUCUCACUGUUAUGAUUAAUUGAAGGAUUGAUGCACUAUUGAACAAAACAUUUUUGUAGUCUGUCUUUGAUUUAAACUCAUGAGCUUUCCAAGUUCUUUCAUAGUGAGAUCGAACUAAAGUAAAACAAAGAAUCUCAUGUUUCUUGUUGACUGUUAUGCUUGUUCUUCUUCUCUGUUUCUUUCAUACUUGAGAUAAAACUCUAACUAUUGUCAAAACACACUGAUGCUGAUAAAAGCUUAUUGUGUUAAUUUUUUAAAUCAUUUUAAAAUGUCAAGCUUACAGUAUAAACAGUUUCAGUGCCUUAUGGUGUGCACACAAAUAAACAUUCUGUCAUCGUUUAGUCACCAUCAUAUUGCUCCAAAACCAAUUGACUUUUCUUUUUUUAUGUGGGACUCAAAAAAUGUUAGUCAGAAUGUUAGGAAUUUUUAAGCUCUAAAAGCCACUGAAGAAAGUCAUAUGAGUUUGGAACAAUAUGAGGGUGAGUAUAUGACAACAGUAUUUUUGUUUUUCGUGAACUAUUGAGCACACAAGACAAAAGGUUGUCCCCAUCUGCACAUAUAUGAUUUUAUUAUGACAUAUAUGACACAAGUUUCAGUCUUGUGGUGUACGCUAGGAAUAAUUUAUUAAGGUAUAAGUUCAUACCCCAAUCAUCCCUUGCGCACAGGUGUGAUUGUGCCUGGUUAACCUCCCGAGCUCAGUUUUGUGUAUGUGGGCGUGUGCGGGCAAAGUUUGUGUAAGUUAGUAGUUAUAGCUCACCUGUUGCCAAGGUUGCCCUGGCUAUAGAAAACCUGAGAGGCCACAUUCUCAGGUUAACAGUGUGUGUGCCCCUCUGCCUCAGCCAUUAAGUCAAUGGCAGCUAAACUGUAAGACCCCGGCCUAACCAUGCCCAGUGCUACCGAUGUCAAUUAUUUCCAGUAUGACUGUGUUAGUUCAUGAACCCAAGUCACUUCAAAGACUUUGGUCAUUAAUCUUACAGUUCAAACACAAUCGAUGUUUAAUCACUGACCCUUAACACUUAGUUUAAUAAUUUUAAACCAUGAUUUUACCUAUACAUAAUUAAUAUUUACAUUACAUUCAUAAUGUUAGCCAGAGGCUAACAUUAGAGGCUUUUAUCUAAAUUACACAAUGAUGAUUAAUCGACUUUAUAGACAUUACAGUUUUAUCGUCUGUUAAUGCUGAUAUUCUGUAAAGCUGCUUUGAAACGAUGUGUGUUGUGAAAGGCGCUAUACAAAUAAAAUUGACUUGACUUGUUGCAGCUGGUAGCUGUUCACAUUCACACCCCACUACACUCAUUAGCAGCAACAGGUGGCCAGUAGUGGGCAAACAGUGGAAGCUGAAAGUAACUUGGGAAAAUGGCACUGCAUGGGUAAUUUUCUCUAUAGCUACAGUGGCUGCUGCAUACAUUUAUGAAUACGCUAGUGAUAUCACCUGGCAUCAAGGUUUUAUCUUGAAUAUUAAACAUUUAUCAGCUUAAUGAGUGUUCUUGGAGAAUGGUGGUGGCAACCAUGGCCAUAACCAGCUAUGAGGUCUCCAAGGCCCAGACCUCU
Molecule: messenger RNA, 3048 nt
Organism: Xyrauchen texanus (razorback sucker)
Lineage: Eukaryota; Metazoa; Chordata; Actinopteri; Cypriniformes; Catostomidae
Product: triple QxxK/R motif-containing protein
Exons: 4
Coding region: 78-332 (84 amino acids)
Cellular component (GO): endoplasmic reticulum membrane
Source: RefSeq, a predicted model, not a curated record